AUGAGAGGAAUACCCGGCAGCAGCAGCAGCAACGGUGAGGAUGAAACCGCACCCGCCAUUGUUCACCAAGUCGCCUCGUCCGCUCCUUUGGGCAUCACGAUUGUUUGCAUUUCGGAUACGCACAACCAUCAUCGAUCGAUCGACAUGCCUCCACAAGCCAACCUUUUAAUUCAUGCCGGAGACUUUACGAGCUACGGCAGGGAAGCGCAUUUACGAGAUUUCAACGAAUGGCUCGGGGAACUGCCGUAUCCCUACAAAAUUGUGGUCAAUGGCAAUCAUGAAUACCAGGCGGAAUGGAAGUUGAGGACCAAAGCCAUUCUAAGCAAUGCCAUUUUCCUCAAGAAUCGAACCGUCACUCUCCGCUUUGGUGACGACAAGACGCUCUGUAUUCAUGGGACCGACUUUUUCUGGCCCUGUUUGGAACCCCUUCAAAAUGGAGAGGGGUGCUUGGACAAGAUACCAACAGACGAUCUGGACAUUCUCAUUAGUCAUUGUCCCGUCAAGUCCUUUGUGGAUUGUGGACGAGGCUGUCCGGCAUUGGAGCGACGGAUCCAACGACGAACCAUCCAACCAAAAGUGGUGAUUUCGGGACAUGAACACGAUGGCAGGGGAAUCGCAGUACUGACACAUGAUGAUGACAACUCCUCCACUGUCUUUGUCAAUUGUGCCACCUCCAAGAGCAUGAGCAGCCGUGUCUACGGUAAACAACCCAUUGUGCUGGAACUGUAA
Molecule: messenger RNA, 729 nt
Organism: Seminavis robusta
Lineage: Eukaryota; Bacillariophyta; Bacillariophyceae; Naviculales; Naviculaceae
Source: the annotation of a GenBank genome assembly